AAAUUGGUUUGUGCGCUUAUCAGAAAGAUAACAAUGCUGAUACACUUAGCGUUCUUCGGAUACUUGUGCUGCACAGCAUCGUUGGCAGCGUCUCCGUGCGUGGCCAGGGACUACCAACAUGGCAGCGUGGUGUGCGUGUGCAACUCCACCUACUGCGACACCGUCCAGCCAAUCACGGCGCAGCAGCUGGCGGGCAGGACGCUGCGACACUACGUGUCCUCCAAGGCGGGCAAGAGGUUCAGCGCCAUGGACAUGAGCUUCUCCGACUCCGUCGAGAACCCCGCAGCGGGGGCCGAGUCGCCGCUGAGCUUCUCGGUGGACAGGAACCAGAGGCACCAGGAGGUGCUGGGAUUCGGCGGCGCCAUCACCGACUCCGCGGGCUUCAACAUCAAGUCCCUCACCGCGACGCUACAGGAACAGCUACUGAGGGCGUACUUCGCCCCCGAGGGCAUCGGCUACACGUUCCUGAGGGUGCCCGUGGCGGGCUGCGACUUCUCGCUGCGCUACUACGAGUACGACGACGACCACCCGGGCGACGGCCAGCUCCGGUACUUCAACCUCACCGUCGAGGACUACCUGUACAAGAUGCCCGUUAUCCGCCGCGCCCAGGAGCUGAGCAACUCCUCGGUGAAGCUGUUCUCGGCGCCCUGGUCGGCCCCGGACUGGAUGAAGAACAUCAACUCCACGACCCUGGCCAGCAGGCUCAAGAAGGAGUACUACGCCAGCUGGGCCAACUACUACGUCAAGUUCCUGCGCGCGUACGAGCAGCACGGCCUGGACUUCUGGGGGGUCACGCCCCACAACGAGCCGCUGGCCAACGGCUACUACACGGGCAACUGGAACACCAUGGGCUGGGAGCCCGCCGACCUGCGGGACUGGUUCGCCGGCCACCUGCGCCCCGCGCUCGCCGCCGCCGGCUUCGGCCGCCUCAAGGUCAUGGUGGGCGACGACGCGCGCGGCACCGUGGGGCUGUUCGCCGACCUGCACUUCGGCAACGAGACGGUGAAGGACAUGGCCGAAGGGGUGGCCUACCACUGGUACGACGAGAACAGCGACAACCUCAAGCUCCUGGGACGAGUGCACGAUCUGUACCCUGACAAGUUCCUGCUGCCCACCGAGGCCUGCUACCUCUCUGGAGGAACUGAUGGAGUGCGAUUGGGAUUCUGGGACAGAGCAGCUAAAUAUGCCACAAGCAUAAUCGAGAACCUGAACAACUGGGCCAGCGGCUGGGUGGAGUGGAACCUGGCGCUGAACACUGACGGCGGCCCCAGCUGGUACGGCAACUCGGCGGACUCCCCCGUCAUCAUCCACAAGACGACGGACGAGUUCUACAAGCAGCCCAUGUUCUACGCCAUCGGCCACUUCUCGGCCUUCGUGCCCCCCGGGUCGCGCCGCAUGGGGCUCCGGGCGGCUUCCGGGGGCAGCUCCCUGGAGGCGGUGGCCUUCCUGCGGCCGGACAACGUCACCGUCGUCGUCUUCCACAACGCCGAGACCAGUCCGCGCCAAGUCAUCCUGAAGGACGCGGCCAAAGGAGAAGUGAUGCUGAAAAUAGAGGCGGAGAGCAUAAACACUAUACUGUAUUAGUGAGUGGCAAAAAGGAAUGCACAAAUAAAUAAAUAUAUUUUUUUUAAAUAAAAAUA
Bacillus rossius redtenbacheri is the source of this 1640-nucleotide messenger RNA. Its product is annotated as lysosomal acid glucosylceramidase-like. Lineage: Eukaryota; Metazoa; Arthropoda; Insecta; Phasmatodea; Bacillidae. Bases 34 to 1584 code for a protein of 516 amino acids. The record is from RefSeq and is a predicted model, not a curated record. Gene Ontology annotation, molecular function: glucosylceramidase activity. The transcript has 10 exons. Gene Ontology annotation, biological process: glucosylceramide catabolic process.